Acanthamoeba castellanii str. Neff is the source of this 597-nucleotide messenger RNA. RefSeq lists its product as uncharacterized. The record is from RefSeq and is a predicted model, not a curated record. The transcript is spliced from 3 exons. The coding region runs from base 1 to 597 and encodes 198 amino acids. NCBI's taxonomy places the organism in Eukaryota, Discosea, Longamoebia, Acanthamoebidae.
AUGGGUAACGCGUUGUUUGCGUCGUGUCUCCCUGACGCGCAGGCGGAUUCGCAGGCGCUUCGGGAGGCGGCGCUCAACGUGCCUCCUCCCUCUUCAUCUGCAACCUCCCCCACUUCUACGCAUGGGUUUUCAUCUUCUGCGGAUGAGGACACAAAUUCGGGGGCGGGCGUGUUCGCCUCAACCCCAACGAACAACACCACGAGCUCCUUCUCGCCCUCCUCGCCUCCCUCUUCAUCCACCAUCUCGCCCGGCCCUAGCGGCAUCAACGUGCGUCGCGCCCCCGAGGCCGCCCCCGCCCCCCGCCGCUCUACUCCGCCUGCCGGCCACGAACGAGCCGAGGCGGCCGCACCUGCACCCGCACCUGCGCUUGGAGGCGCCGUCAAGCCAGUCGCCAAGCCGCAGCCCCAACAGCAGCCACCCAAGAAGGUGGAGGAGGUGGACUACUUCCAGGACAUGGAGCCCACCUACGUACGACCGACCAUCAUCCAGAAGGGUCCCGCCAAGCCACAGGCCGCCAGCCGCCUGGCCGUCGAGACCGACCCCUCCUGGGAGGACGAGGCCGAAGGUGCCUGGGACGAGGACGACGGCCUGGAGUAG